Molecule: messenger RNA, 744 nt
Organism: Striga hermonthica
Lineage: Eukaryota; Viridiplantae; Streptophyta; Magnoliopsida; Lamiales; Orobanchaceae
Source: the annotation of a GenBank genome assembly
AUGAGCUUAUCUCUACUGCAAGGUUACUCCUCGGCUGAAGAAGACGAUGAAGAUAAUGAAGACCAGCAGCAAUUAUCGCGAGAUGAAUUUUCCUCGGACGGUGAUGAAGACGACAACGACGCCGUUUUGCAGACCGGUCGUUCAUACAAACCCUUGCUCGACCCAAAUCCGGCGUCUUCUUCCUCAUUGCCAUCCGCUUUUGAAGUCUUCUCCGAAGUUACGGGGCCGCCGCAGUUUCUGAACAACUCUGUUCAGGGAGAUACUUCGAAAGAGAAUGUGCAGCGGUGGAGGCACGGCCGUGGUAGAAGAAAUCGCGAAGAAAAGAAAGAUUUACCUUCAGGUGUUGUCGUUGAGUCUAAGGCUCAGUUAGUCGGGAUUUACGAGAGAGUGAGAACUGAUGCCGAGAGCAACCUCACCGGAGGCCAAUCGAGUGGUAGUAAAGCAGGCAUUGCUGCACCAGGUGGGAAACGUGUGGCCACUGUUGGCAACCCAAAUGCAGAAGAUGCAGCUGAGCUGUUGAGGAUAUGUGUGAGAUGUGGAAUUCCCAAAACUUAUUCUCACGCAAAAGGAAUGGUCUGCCCCAUGUGUGGAGACCAACCAGCAGCGGACUCUGAUAAAGAUGCCUUGAAGAAGAAAGGGUCAACUGUCAAGGACAAGGAGAAAAAUAAGAGGAUGAAAGGCCAGUCGUCUCACGCCACAUGGAAAAGCGAAACGGAGAUGCAACUCAGACAGCAGUUUGAUUAG